AUGGACCCAACAACAGCUCAGCCCCUGGCCGACCGCUCCACCAACACCCACCUGGCUGGCGCAACCGACAAGACAGACCUCAAGGGCUCAGACAUCUCAUCGAUGGAGUACCACCGUCAGGUCCUGCAAGGCAAAGUAGCAGGUGAUGAACAACCAACUUCCUACGUUUCACCCUCAGAUGAAAUCAUGAGCCCCUGCACAAAGAAACUAAGCAACAUCAAGGGCAAGCGGUUCAAGAAUGCCGGAAAGCCCCAGUCAUUGUUUGCUAAGCUCGGCAAGAAGAGCUACGAGCAAUCGUCAGCCGAGCAGGGCCGGAGCGAGAAUUAA
Penicillium soppii is the source of this 327-nucleotide messenger RNA. RefSeq names its product Spo12 family protein. The coding region runs from base 1 to 327 and encodes 108 amino acids. Lineage: Eukaryota; Fungi; Ascomycota; Eurotiomycetes; Eurotiales; Aspergillaceae. The record is from RefSeq and is a predicted model, not a curated record. The transcript has 3 exons.